Messenger RNA from Paramisgurnus dabryanus, 1977 nucleotides. RefSeq names its product FYN-binding protein 1. Gene Ontology annotation, molecular function: protein binding. Gene Ontology annotation, biological process: T cell receptor signaling pathway; protein localization to plasma membrane; integrin-mediated signaling pathway. The record is from RefSeq and is a predicted model, not a curated record. Lineage: Eukaryota; Metazoa; Chordata; Actinopteri; Cypriniformes; Cobitidae. Gene Ontology annotation, cellular component: plasma membrane.
CCAGCUCGUGGCCCCUCAGCUGUCAUCGGCAGUGCAGUGCUUCAGGAAACUGCGGCGGUCUUCAGCUGGCGAUUCUCUUGACAUGAAACUUCACAAAUAAAACAUGGAGGAAAAUGUGGAUGUCAAGGCCCUCCGGGCCAAAUUUCAUGCUCAGUUAGAAAUGGCAGGCUCUGGAGGUGGAGCUCUCAUCAAACCUCUUAUGGUUGGCGCUCCGCCAGAGUCCCUAACCAACGGAGUUGUCAGAAAUAAGCCAUCAGCCGCUCCUCCGAGAUCAAUCCUUCCUCUGAACUCUUCGAGCGAACCAAAGAUGUUUGGUUCGGGGCCUCAAGGAGUCUUCCCAAGACCUCCUCCGUCCCAUCGCGUGGGACCUCAGGAGACUCCUAAAACACCUCCUACAGAAGUCAAUGCGGCAAACAGGGUCAGACUCACGGGAGAACUUUUACAGAACAAGCUACUUAAACAACAGGGCGAAAUGAAGCCGAAUUUCAAGCCGAUGCUACCGAGCCAGAAGAGCUUAAUUUCAGACGUAGCACCUCUGAGGAAACCGCUCCCAGCUGUCGGGCCACGGCCGUCGAAGCCGAAACGACCGCCGUAUGUAAAUCUGGAUCAUUUUAGGAAAAAAGCCCCGGCUGUUCUACCGAAAAGACAAAUGGAGUCGCAAAGUUUUAAAGGACCUGCUAGACCUCCAAAUAAACCCAACAAUCUGAUGAAAUCAUCUUUAUCAGAAUUAAAUGUGGACUCACUCCCACCGCCUCCUCCACCGCCCCCCAAACCCAGAGACUCGUGGACUGAUGGAUACCCAUCUCAGGCUGAUGAGGACAGCGAUCAAGAUAUUUAUGAAGACAUAGACAAACCAGAUGAGCCUCCACCUCCCAUCCCGGCCGAAAGGAAAAUCGCAAAAGAUGUUAAAAAGCCAAAUGAGCUGGAUAAGAAAGACCUUAAGGAAAAGCAGAAACGAGAAAAUGAGUAUAGAAAGAGAUUUAAGCUGAACGGACCCAUUGAAGUGAUUCAUUUGGCUCGCGUGAGAGAGGACUGCCAGGGUGGGAAAAACGACCUGAGCGUGCAACAGGGAGAGAAUGUGGAGAUUAUCCGUGUGAACAACAACCCAGGGGGAAAAUGGCUGGCACGAGACGAGAGGGGAAGCGUUGGCUACAUCAGUACAUCGUGUGUGGAUGUGGAUUAUGAGGAAGUGAAACGGAAAAUCCGUGGUCAAGUUGCGCCCCCCUUCAUCCCUCCUGUGGACCCGGAAGUCUACGAUGACGUUGACUCCAAUGAACUCAACAGCAGUUUUCAGAGUGAUGAUGUGUAUGAUGAUGUUGACCAUGACUUUCCUCCUCCUCCGCCCGAGAUCAGACAAGAUCCAAAAAAGGCCAAGCAGCAGGAGAAAGAAGAAAAAGAGUUUCGGAAGAGGUUUAAGUAUGAAGGACCCAUCCGAGUUAUUUACACCAUGAUGGUGGAUACUAAUGCCAGUUUAAAGAAGCCUGGUAACAAAGAACUGACACUGGUUCGUGGAGAGAUUCUCGACGUCAUCCAGGAGACCAGCGAGAAGAAAGUUUUGUGCCGCAACAGUCAAGGGAAAUUCGGAUACGUGCCUUUGAAUUAUCUUCUGUAUAUGGAGGGUGAAGUUUAUGAUGAUAUUGACAAUGCAACAGAAAUAUAUGACAAUGAUGACAGCUGACCUGUCUGGAGAUGAUGGUUAUCAUCAGUUAAGAUGCAUUUUCACCUGAGAAAAUAGAGACUGACCAUUUGGCAACACCAAAUGAAUGAAUCACAUGGUUUGAAGGAAAAUAUGUCUCAAAGCUUUGUAUAUUGUAGAAUUAAACUGAAAUAAAGAAUCAUUUUGUAUUUGACAUGCUGUAAUUUUAUAAGAAUGUUUUUAUAUUAGUAGUACUGUACUGUAUUUUUUUUUAAUCUUUUUGUAAUAUAUGGCAACCCAGCAUUGUUUAAUUGAAAAUCAAUAAAUGACUAUAUUUGUUG